Messenger RNA from Hyphopichia burtonii NRRL Y-1933, 2853 nucleotides. RefSeq names its product tetratricopeptide repeat-containing protein. The record is from RefSeq and is a predicted model, not a curated record. Gene Ontology annotation, molecular function: protein binding. Bases 1 to 2853 code for a protein of 950 amino acids. NCBI's taxonomy places the organism in Eukaryota, Fungi, Ascomycota, Pichiomycetes, Serinales, Debaryomycetaceae. The transcript has a single exon.
AUGGAUGUUAAGAAAGUCCUAAGACAAGCUUUGUCCCAGCUUGUACUUUUAGUUCCAGCAGAAAAAUUUACAACAGCUUUCGAAUCGACCCCAGAGUUGAGAUCCAUCCAGGAACCUGUCUUGUAUAUAUUAAGAGGUGAGUCUUCUCAACUACUUGUUAACCAAGACUAUUCCUCUUUAAUCUUGAAUGAAGAAUCAAAGAACAUAUUGAAGGAAUUUCCAUUCAAAAGUCUCGAUGUGGUGCUAAAGGAGUUUGUGGAUCGAGUAGUAAGAAACUUUGGAGACCAUUUUCAAAACGAAGAGUUAGCUUCCAUUCAUUUACAAUUGAUUGCCAUCUCAUUAUUACAAGUAUUUAUCCAGAUAAAUGUGACAGGCCCAAAUAUAGAUUAUAGCUCACGUGAAUUGCUUUUCAAUGAUAUUGACGAAACAUUAUUACAACUUGAGAGUGUUAAGCUAUUAGCACUUGAAGGUCAAACUGCUUAUGACUUAAUGGUGGAUCCUUUAUUUUUGAUUCUUGCAACAUUGAUUUUCGAACGUUUGUCUAAUGUUGAAUCAAAAUUUUCGGUAAUAGCCAAAAAUAAAGACGUUAGUAUUGACGAUAUAGCUACCGUUACUUCAAAAUUUAUUGAAUCAUUGAAUGAUGACCCCAUCCAAUCUUCUCUUCAAUGGUGGAGAGCAAGAUGCUCACAAGUUCACUUGUGUGUUUUAAAUGAACCACCCAGUGUUUUAUCUUCUUUGUCGUCCUUGUUGUUGAGUCCUUCAAUAGUCAAUUCAUUAUGCCCAGCUUCCGAUAAUAAUCUUGAAUUACAAAAGCAUGUUCAGUUGUCUUAUUUCUUAGAAUGUGCCAGAAGUGGAAUCCACGCAGGAACUGAACACUUAUCAAUCCCCUUUUUGGCCAAAGCUCGUAAAGUGUCAGAGCUUAGCUUUGUACUUUCUGGUGCUAAAGCGAAAAGAACAAAGUUCCAAAAGUUCCAUACUUCUGCUUUAAUUGUUUUGGCAAAAAGUAACAAAACUGCUUUAUUUGAUGUUGCAAAAGAAAACGAAGAUUCUAAUCCAGAAAGCUUGAACCUUAAUGAUGAAACUUUGUUGGAACGUCCUCAAUUCGAAUCUUUGGAUGAUCUCGAAAUGGAAGAUGAUGGCCCAAGCUCAAAGAAAUUGAAACUUGAUGAUUUAGCCGAAAUUAGUAACGAAGACGAACAACUGGAAAAAUUAUUACCAAUAGCAUUGAGGCAAGAAGACAUUCCCGAAGACUUGAGAGAGCUCGAUCCAAACGAACAACCUGCUUUAAAUGAUCUUGAUAAUGUUCAGCUUUUAUUAAGAUUAUGGACUAUUAAGCAAACUUCUCCAUCUGGAAAUGCAUUAGUCGAAGAGGAAUUGGGAGCUUUGGUGGCUAGAAUUUUAUAUUCAGAUACCAAAAGUUCAAACUGGUCAAUUUUUGCUAGAGCAUUAUGGGAAAGAUCAGUUCUUGAAACUAAUAAGGCCAGAACUAUUGAAAGAGGUAUUUUACAAAUGACUUCCUUGGUAGAAGAAAUUGGAAUUAAGAUUAAAUCAAGAAUGAUUCCUCAAGCACAAGAAGAUGGAGAAGUUCAAGCUACAUCUGCAUCUGCAUCAAGACUUAGAUUCAUUCACCAAUUACCAUUCAUGCCUCAAUGGGCCAUGGAUGCAAGAUUAGCUGAGAAAUAUAUGUCUAUUGGUGUUUUAAGAUCUGCCAUUGAAAUUUAUGAACGUUUGAAUAUGACUUGUGAAGCAGCAUUAUGUUAUGCAGCUGUUGAUAAUGAAGCAGAGGCUGAAAAGAUUCUUAUGGAAAGAAUCAAAAGCCAUCCUGAAGACGCAAGAGCCAUUAGUAUAUUAGGUGAUAUAAAACAAGAUCCAGAUUUAUGGCUUAAAUCUUGGGAAAUUGGGAAAUAUUAUAAAGCUAAGGCUUCAUUAUCCAGAUAUUUCUACAGCCCACCCCCAAGCUCUGGAUUAACUAAAAAUAUUGAAUUGGCUAUCAAGAAUAUGAACGAAUGUCUUACAGUUCACCCUCUUUCUUAUGAGCAUUGGUUUUUCUAUGGUUGUUGCGGAUUAGAAAGUCAACAGUUUGAGUUAGCAGCAGAAGCUUUCACAAGAUGUGUUGCGCUUGACGAUACCAAUUCCCAUGCAUACUCCAAUUUAGCUACUGCAUUGCUUCAUACUGAUAAAAUCAGACCUGCCUUCAAUGCUUUAAAGAAGGCAAUUAGAAGUGCUGGUGAAGGUAAGAAAUCAUGGAGAAUCUAUGAAAACUAUUUAAUUGUGGCAGCUAAAUUGAAUGAGUGGAAUGAUGUCUUAUUAGCUGCCAAAGAAGUGUUACUGAUUAAGAGUCAAUCUGAAGGUGAAUUAUCCAUUGACAUUCCAGUUUUAGAAAAAUUGGUUGAAGUUUUAGUUUCCACCGAAUAUCCUAAAGGGGAAAAUGCUAGAUUAACCCACUAUCAAUCAUCAUGUAUUGAUCUUAUCUGCAAUAUGUUACCGAAUGUGAUAAAUACAUCUGCUAGAUGUUGGAGACUUAUAUCAAGAGUGGAAUUAUGGCGUGGGAGACCUUGGUCAGCUCUUGAAUGUCAUGAAAAGGCAUACAGAGCUGUAUCACAACGUACAGAACUUGAAACCGAUGAAACAGUUUGGAAUGAUGCCGUUGAAGCUUGUUCUGAUCUUAUUGCUGCAUACGAAUCAUUAGGUGAGUUACCAGGGAAACACGAUGCUGGUGAUGUAGUUUGCAAAGAUUGGAGGUAUAAAGCCAGAACUACCGUUAGAUCUUUGAUGUCCAAGGGUAAAGCUAUGUGGGAAGAUUCUGAAGGAUGGGAAAGAUUACAAGGAAUGAAGGAAGAUUUGGUUAAUUGA